CAUGUCCAAGACGCUAUAGUAAGGUGGGACAAAUGUAACGAGAUCUACUACGGCAAAGAAAGAGACAUGACUAAUUUCCCAACAAUCAAGAUUCCGGAACGUCAUCCAAAAGUCCGCCUCGGUUUCCUGCCAGACUCUUGGUUCCAUGCUCUCUACUCCAGAACUGGUGUCACAGGACCCUAUCUAUUUUUGACUGGCAGUGUGGCCUUCUUGCUGAGCAAGGAGAUCUGGGUGGUUGAUGCACACUUCAUGGAAAUUAUUCCGUUUGUUGUCAUCAUGACCUGGAUGAUCAAGACGUUUGGUGCCAGGGCCUCAGACUUUAUAGACCAAUUCACACAGGCGAAGAAGGAGAAUCUGGAUCUGCAACUGGAGGCUGCCUACCGGGAGCGUCUGCAGCGCGUGCACAAGAUGGUCACCAGACGCUUGGACUACCACGUAGAACGCGAAAAUGUGCGUAGGCGCUUCCAGCAACAGCACAUGGCCAACUGGAUCACCAACGCAGUUAUUGCUGGUAUCACACCAACACAGGAGAAGGAAACCAUACGCCAGUGCAUUGAGGAUCUGAAGAACCUCGCAAAAUCGCAAAGUAGGACAGCCUCCCCGGCGUAA
Dibothriocephalus latus is the source of this 609-nucleotide messenger RNA. Lineage: Eukaryota; Metazoa; Platyhelminthes; Cestoda; Diphyllobothriidea; Diphyllobothriidae. The record is from the annotation of a GenBank genome assembly.